UUCUGGUUGUGGUGCUACUGCAAGCCGUGGCGUAUGGGACCGCUGCUGGCGUGUUUCUAAGUUAUGUACCGGACCCCGCUACAAAUGUAGUUCCUAAUGAGCCUCCAAAAACAUACUUUCAUUAUGUGGUAGAUAUCGACAGCAGUACACAGCCAACACUGAUCCGCAUCAAGCAAGGACCGUACGUGGUGGUGAAGGUAUCUAACUUGGAGUUCUGUACGGUAAUAUGGAGCAACAAGCAUUUAUUGAGGCGUGUACCAGCAAGACGGGCAAUAAAAGACUUUUGCAGAUCGAUACGCCAGUCAGGAAAAGAGAUGGCAACUGCCACGGAAGUGACGUCCGUACUUGACGUCACCGCUACUGGCGAGUCUGGUAAAGCAUUGCGUGCCGAAGAGAGACUGGCGGAACGACAGCACCCCUCUGCUGAAGCACUGAACCUGAAGAAACUCACAGAAUGGUGCAAGCAUCGGAUGCAUAUAGACAACAAACUGGUUCGAGUAUAUUUAUCAGAUAUCUGCAGCAACUUGAGUAAAACAGACCUCAAAUCGAUUCGCGUCUUGAAUCGGCGAUGUACAUCAGAAGAAGACGACAAAAGGCGCCCACAACUCUACCUGCCAAAUCAUUUGGACCCGUCACGGCAGUACCCGUAACGACAGAUACUACAACUGAUCCCACAACUGAAGGAGAAACGGACGUAACGUCGAAAGGAGCCUACGCUUCACAGCCAGCAGUAAGCGGCGUGGAGCCAAAGAUGGGCGGGGCGUCCAAUUAUUCUCACAUAGACCUUACCAUAGAAAUAUGCCAGAACUUGCACAUAUUAGAUAUUCCACAGCCAGCAAGACGUGUGACGGGUAUCUUCCGCAGACUUCAGGAUCGUACAGGUA
Molecule: messenger RNA, 884 nt
Organism: Schistocerca cancellata (South American locust)
Lineage: Eukaryota; Metazoa; Arthropoda; Insecta; Orthoptera; Acrididae
Exons: 4
Coding region: 315-650 (111 amino acids)
Source: RefSeq, a predicted model, not a curated record